AGCCCUAAUCCAGGGAGAGGGGAGAGCGCGCGAUGGCGGAUCGCAACUACACUGUCCGCACGCGCAAGUUCAUGACGAAUCGUCUCCUCCUUCGCAGGCAAUUUGUCGUGGAGGUUCUUCAUCCGGGGCGAGCCAAUGUUUCCAAGGCUGAGCUCCGGGAGAAGCUGGCCAAGGUUUACGAGGUCCGUGAUCCCCAGGCGGUGUUCGUGUUUGGGAUGAGAACCAAGUUUGGCGGCGGAAAGUCGUCGGGAUUCGGUCUCAUCUACGACUCGGUCGAGGCUGCCAAGAAGUUCGAGCCCAAGUAUCGGCUUGUCAGGAACGGACUUGCAACCAGGGAGCAGAAGUCGAGGAAGCAGCUCAAGGAGAGGAAGAACAGGGCCAAGAAGAUCCGCGGAGUGAAGAAGGUCAAGGCUUCUGGAGAGGCUCAAAAGGCAGGAAAGAAGAAGUGAUGUGAUUUCCAGGUAGUUUUCUUGAAAUUAACCGGGCUUAGCGCGAGGCUUUCUAAGUCAAAAGAAGAAGUGUCGAGAUCAAAUGUAUUCUCUCUCUCUCUCUCUCGCUUUCUUUCCAAGCAUCAAGCGUCUCGUGGUGUGUAUUUACUUUC
Messenger RNA from Selaginella moellendorffii, 601 nucleotides. RefSeq names its product 40S ribosomal protein S24-1. NCBI's taxonomy places the organism in Eukaryota, Viridiplantae, Streptophyta, Lycopodiopsida, Selaginellales, Selaginellaceae. Gene Ontology annotation, molecular function: structural constituent of ribosome. The transcript is spliced from 5 exons. The coding region runs from base 33 to 449 and encodes 138 amino acids. Gene Ontology annotation, cellular component: ribosome. The record is from RefSeq and is a predicted model, not a curated record. Gene Ontology annotation, biological process: translation.